Messenger RNA from Chrysemys picta bellii (western painted turtle), 581 nucleotides. The record is from RefSeq and is a predicted model, not a curated record. Lineage: Eukaryota; Metazoa; Chordata; Testudines; Emydidae.
ACCAUCCAUUCCCCAGAGCAGCCUGCAGACAGCUCCCUGCCCCACUGCCAGCCAGGACUGAACCCGCGCAGUGAAGAACAGAGUAGCGCACCUCAACUCAAGAUGCAGAGGUGGACUAGUCUCCUGUUUCUAUCUUUGAUCUUUUGUGCCACCCUCUCAGAGACCUUUGGACUCGUUUUAUCAGCAAAAGAAAAAAGGGGCUGGACUUUGAAUAGUGCUGGUUACCUACUUGGGCCACGUCGUAUUGAUCAGCUUUUACUGAUAAAGGAAAUGCCCAUUGCAAAGGGGAGAGAAGAGGCACCAAGGGAAUAUGCAGUAGAUAAUCACAGAUCUUUUAUUGACACACAUGGCCUAGCUGGUAAACGUGAGAUACAGGCUGAAGAGGAUAUAAAAAUAGGUAAUCUUGGGAGACCAGUGGUUGACGACAAUGUUGUACGCACAGUAAUUGAAUUUUUGACUUACUUGCAUCUUAAAGGUUAGUAAAGCUCUCAAUCAUUUAAAAGUACAGUUUUAUUUCAGUCACUGAGGAUCUGAUUCUGUAAUCCUUACUUGGACAAAACUCUUGAAUAAGAGCUGCAGGA